Molecule: messenger RNA, 2664 nt
Organism: Acinonyx jubatus (cheetah)
Lineage: Eukaryota; Metazoa; Chordata; Mammalia; Carnivora; Felidae
Product: olfactory receptor 52J3-like
Exons: 2
Coding region: 373-1332 (319 amino acids)
Biological process (GO): G protein-coupled receptor signaling pathway
Cellular component (GO): membrane
Molecular function (GO): olfactory receptor activity; G protein-coupled receptor activity
Source: RefSeq, a predicted model, not a curated record
UCCGUGCUUUUGUGUUGAUGUGUUUAAGUAAAGUGUAUUUUGCCCUCAAAGAGGAUUGAUAUCUCAAUAUAAGUCCUUUCAUGUUUUUUAAAAUUAAUUCCAGGUCUUAUAUGGGUUUUCAGCAAAUGAAUAUGAUAUUCAUGUCCAAAACCUGAGAAGUAUACUUCUCAUAAAGUUAAUGUUUCUUCCAUUUGUAGAGUGCUCAGUCUGUGCCUACAUAUUACUUUGAACUCAAGUUUUAGUAUUUGCUUUCAUAAUAAGAAAGCUACAGAUAAAAAUUAAGCCUACUGGAGACUUUUGAGAAAUGUGUUCAUAGCUCUUGUUUUUUCCUUCUAGAGGUAGUCAACUACUUCUCUUCUCAUCAAUGGCAAGAUGUUCCACACAAAUACUUCCACUUUCCACCCAGACACCUUUUUUCUCACGGGCAUCCCAGGAUUUGAGGGUUUCCAUGGCUGGAUCUCCCUACCUUUUUGCUCCAUUUACUUAAUGGCUCUGUUAGGCAAUGUUACAAUUUUGCUGAUCAUCUGGUCUGACCGUACUCUGCGGGAUCCUAUGUUCUACUUUCUAGCCAUCUUAUCAGCCAUAGAUCUGACCCUCUCCACAUCGUCAGUGCCCCGAAUGCUGGGUAUCUUCUGGUUUGAUGCACAUGAAAUUGGUUUUGGAGCCUGCGUGGCUCAGAUGUUCCUGAUACACACCUUUACAGGAAUGGAGUCUACUGUUCUGUUGGCCAUGGCUUUUGAUCGCUAUGUGGCUAUCUGUGUACCACUCCACUACACAACCACCCUGACACCCCGGGUGCUAGCAGGCAUUGGUGUGGGCAUUAUAAUGCGUCCUGUCCUGCUCAUGUUGCCCAUUCUCUACCUAACCCAUCGUCUGCCCUUUUGUGAGACUCGAAUUAUUGCGCAUUCCUACUGUGAGCACAUGGGCAUUGCCAAGUUGGCCUGUGCCAGCAUUCGAGUUAAUGCCAUUUACGGGCUUUUUGUGGCUUCUUUUCUUAUUUUGGAUGUGGUACUUGUUGGAAUCUCUUAUGCCUACAUCCUCCGUGCAGUUUUCCUCCUCCCAUCUCGAGAUGCUCGUCACAAAGCCUUGAGCACAUGUGGGUCACAUGUUGGGGUCAUGUGUGUUUUCUAUACACCGUGUCUCUUCUCCUUCCUCACCCACCGGUUUGGCAAGAAAAUUCCCCAUUAUGUUCACAUCCUUGUUGCCAAUCUCUACGUAGUCUUCCCACCUGCCCUCAAUCCUAUUAUCUACGGUGUGAGGACAAAGCAGAUUCGUGAUCAACUGAAAGAGUUCCUAAUAGCCAAAGCUGGCCAGUGUGAAAAAAUAAAGUAGUAUUGGAUUACGGUCUAAAGUAUAAAAUAAAUAUUAGAGCCCAUACUGAUAAAAAUAAAUGAUUGAAUACAUAAACAACUAAGGGACUAGAUUAACUCUCAUGCAAAAUAUUCCCAAACAAUAUUAUGAGGAUGCUCCAUUCUAAAGGAGGUGGAGCGUAACUACUCACUGUUUAAUUUGUGGGCUACACAUUGCAACUUACUGCCAAAGAGUAAACUUGGAAAUGGGGGAGAGAGAGAGAAUCCUGACAAACACAUCCUCAGCCAGGUGAUGAAGCUUAAUAUCAAUAGUGAUAAACUAUGUUGAUAGCAUAUACCCUUGAUAUGUUUUGACAUAAGUAAUAGUAUACCUCAUUGAUCUUCUCCAAUAAUAUAACUUUAGUCUAAUCAUGGAGGAGAUAAUCAUACUAAUCUCAAUUAGGGGAUAUUUUACAAAAACCUAACUAGUACUUCUAAAAACUGUAAAGUCAUCAAAAUUAAGAAAAGCCUGAGUAGUAACUGUCACUGUCAAGAGAACCUAACAGAACUAACUAGGUAUCACUAGUAACUGUAAUUUGGUAUCCAGGUACAACUAAGGGAAUCUGAGUAACAUAUGAACUUUAAUAAAAUAUGAACUUUAGUUAAUAUUGGUUCAUUAAUUAUAAAAAAAUAACCAUAUAAUGUAUAAUUUUACUGGUAGGGGAUCUUGGGCAGGAAGGCCAGCCUGGUACUGCAAGAGGAGGCAGAACAUUGUCCUUGGGAAGGUAGCCCAGGUUAUAUUUUUAUACUUGUGGAAGGUCUCCCAUGAAAAAGUUGAGAUAGGCAGGGCAGUUCAGCACAGUAGACACUGAGGAGAGUUUUGGGAAGUUGUGCCAGGUAGUACCAUUUACAGAUAUAUCACAGAUGAAAGGCCCCUUUAUUUUCAGCUGCCCCACAGAAAGCAAGCACCCAGGCACUCUAUGGUAUGGUGGACUUCGCUGCAAAUGUUAGCCUGGGUGAAUGAUCAGAACCCAGAACCAUGGAAAUGGUUGCAAAUCCACAGAUACAAAGGAGAGGACUGACUUUCUCUCUGGAUGUUAACAGAAAAGAAGCUUUCACCAAGUAGCCUCAAAAGUCUGACCUUCACAUUUAUGAUUCUCUUUAAUUAAACUUUAAACCACUGAAAUUUCCAGUUUCAAAUGGAUGUACUUAUUACCAGAUCAUCAGCAUGAUUACCAGGUAUCAUCAGCACAACAACAGAGUUGAGAUACAGUCUUAGAGAAUGACAGGUUGUAUUUGCCAUGUUUUAAUUCCAACACCUUUUCCUAGCCAAAAAUAGUUCCCUGAAAUUCACUUGCUUUUGCUUUGUGUAACC